ACACACACACACACACUCUCUCUCUCUGCCUUUUCAUACAAAAUGGGAGCACAGAAAUCUCUGCCGACACACAAUAACACCCACCAAAUCCGUUUGAUUCGUCUUCACUGAGCAAUCGUAACUCAUUUGUACAAGUUUCAGAAUGUUUCAUGAGUAGAUCAGUUGUAUUUCUCGACGAUUGCGAUCAGAUUAUGGAAUUCUGAAACGUAUCCUGUUCGUGAUUUUGGGGGGCAGAACCACGAGUGAAGAUGGGUGUAGUGAGCACCAUUUUGGGGGCAUUUGGUUUUGGAAUUGGGGUUUCACUUGGGCUUGUGAUUGGCUACUACUUCUUCAUUUACUUCCAAUCAUCUCAUGUCGAGAAUCCGAAAAUACGCCCUUUGGUUGAACGAGAUUCGAAGUCUCUGCAACAGAUGCUUCCUGAGAUACCCAUGUGGGUGAAAAAUCCUGAUCAUGAUCGGGUUGACUGGCUUAACAAGUUUGUUGAAUUAAUGUGGCCAUAUCUAGACAAGGCGAUUUGCAAGACUGUGAAGACGAUAGCGGAACCUAUUAUAAAAGAGCAGAUUCCAAAGUACAAGAUUGACGCGGUCGAAUUUGAUUCACUUACUUUAGGCGACCUCCCGCCUACAUUUCAAGGAAUGAAAGUAUAUACCACGGACGAAAAGGAAUUAAUAAUGGAACCUUCGUUCAAAUGGGCUGGGAAUCCUAACAUACAUGUAGCUGUUAAGGCGUUCGGGUUGAGACCCACCGUUCAGGUGGUUGAUUUGCAAGUAUUUGCUUCGCCUCGUAUCACCUUAAAGCCAUUGGUUCCGAGCUUCCCUUGCUUCUGUCAAAUUUAUGUAUCCCUCAUGGAGAAGCCUCAUGUUGAUUUUGGAGUAAAACUACUCGGGGCCGAUGUUAUGUCGAUCCCUGGUUUGUACAGAUUCGUUCAGGAAAUGAUCAAAGAUCAGGUCGCCACUAGGUUUUUGUGGCCGAAAACACUCGAGGUACCCGUGCUCGAUCCUGCAAAAGCGAUGAAGAGGCCAGUUGGAAUGCUGAAUGUGAAGGUUUUGAGGGCAAUGAAACUUAAAAAGAAGGAUUUUAUGGGGGCUUCUGAUCCUUAUGUGAAAUUGAAACUUACAGAGGAGAAGCUUCCAUCGAAGAAAACUUCGGUCAAACACAAGAACUUGAAUCCCGAAUGGAACGAGGAGUUCAAUAUGGUCGUCAAAGACCCCGAAUUGCAAGCUCUUGAGAUCGUCGUCUAUGAUUGGGAACAGGUGGGGAAGCAUGAUAAGAUGGGAAUGAAUGUUAUACCACUGAAAGAGGUAACACCAGAGGAACCAAAAGUUAUGACCCUUGAGCUUCUAAAGAACAUGGAUCCCAACGACGCGCAAAACGAGAAGUCCCGAGGCCAGAUCAUGAUCGAAUUGGUCUACAAACCUUUCGCCGAUGACAAACUUCCUGCUGAAGCCGAAGACGGGAAUAUGAUAGAAAAGGCACCCGAAGGAACCCCGGAAGGCGGAGGUUUGCUUGUCGUUAUCAUCCAUCAAGCCGAAGAUCUUGAAGGGAAACACCACACGAAUCCAUCCGUUCGUUUGCUUUUCCGAGGAGAAGAGAAGAGAACGAAGCCGGUGAAGAAAAACCGCGAUCCAAGAUGGGACGAAGAGUUUGCAUUUACGUUGGAAGAGCCACCGACGAACGACAGGAUGCACUUUGAAGUCGUGAGUACGUCUUCAAGGAUGGGUCUGAUUCAUCCCAAGGAAUCGUUGGGUUAUGUGGACAUACACCUCGGGGAUGUCGUGAGCAAUAAGAGAAUUAAUGAGAAGUACAAUUUAAUCGACUCGAAAAAUGGUAAGCUUCUAGUGGAGAUGCAGUGGAGAACCUCGAGUUAGAGGGUGGUCGAAGAAGAAGGGGAUUUGAACAGAUGUUCUUCGAGAUUUUUAUUAUUUCAAAAGACAGAUCAGAUACCAUCAAAUUAAACUGUUUAAUGUCACACGACACAUCGUUUUUUGGUUUCGGCCUUUUUUUAUUGUGUGAAGUUAUGUAAAAUAAACGAAAACGUUUUCCCCUCGCCUUCAUAAGUUAGUAACGACUUGCGAAAGCUUCAAUGCUCGUUCUAAA
Cynara cardunculus var. scolymus (artichoke) is the source of this 2097-nucleotide messenger RNA. RefSeq names its product synaptotagmin-2-like. The coding region runs from base 249 to 1868 and encodes 539 amino acids. The record is from RefSeq and is a predicted model, not a curated record. Gene Ontology annotation, cellular component: endoplasmic reticulum. Gene Ontology annotation, molecular function: lipid binding. Lineage: Eukaryota; Viridiplantae; Streptophyta; Magnoliopsida; Asterales; Asteraceae. The transcript is spliced from 13 exons.